AUCGUGUUUUAAAGUCUGAGUCAGUGUUCGUACAACUGCAAGAACGAGUUGGAACUUGUACGUUCAUGGUGUAUGUUCGUUUAUCAACAAGGAGAGUUUGUUGUUUUUACCAUGAAAAUAAGGAGUUGCGAUUUAUUCAAAACUAAGUGCAUGCCAUUUGAUAAGAUGCUUUAACCGAAACGAGUUGUCCUAGUCGGAAACAAACACCCAGUCCGGGUAUAACUGGCAAAUACCUGCUUGGACUCGGUACAGGACAUAUUUACGAAUUAUGCUGCGGUUGUACGAUGUCGUUUUAUGUUUUUUCCUAUUCGUUGUUGCGCCGUCGUUUCAGAACGAGAACCACGAAUUGGAAAAGCUUCCAAUAUGCUCUAACCAGUUGUCCAAGGAGUUGAAAAAGCUGGUCUUCGUGAGCACCCUCGAUGGAAGGGUCUCAGCGCUCAACCUCGAAGACGGUGGAUCAAAGGAGUGGAGCGUACCAACUGGGCCAGGCCCUAUGUUAUCCUCCAGCAUACACAGGCUUGAGUUAACAAAUAAUGGCCAGUGGGUGAGGAUGAUUCCAUCAUUAAGCGGAGGACUUUACAAAAUGGAUGGCAAGAGUAUUGAAGCCGUGCCAAUAACAGCUGACAAUCUUCUCAAAUCUUCUUUCCGAUACUCUGAUGAUUUAAUCAUAUCAGGUGGCAUUGAAAGUAGAACUUAUGGUAUAGAUGCCAAAACGGGUAAUGUCAUGUAUGAAUGUUCGAUGGCAAAAUGUGAUCAUCCAAACGGCACCAACAAGCCUGCUGAUGUGGUACUCGUCCAGAGGCAGACUCAGACUGUGAGAGCAAUCGAACCAAAAUCAGGUGUCGAAAGGUGGAACUUUAGCGUAGGUCAGCACGAGCUCAAGCUGUCGUCUUCGUCUAAUUGCCACAACAGUGACAAAUCCGAAUCGAAGACGGACGACUUUUUCUUUAAGGUCAUCGUCCCUGAAGGGCUGAUUUGUGCUAUGAGCAAAUCCAAGCCUGGCAUUGUCAUGUGGAAGCACAAAUUUGAGUUUCCAGUUGUAAAUGCUUGGCAUAUAAGUAAAGGGCUUGUACAAAAAGUCGAUUUGUUUGGGGGAACUCAAAAGCCUGAGAGCAAGUUCUACAUUCCAGAAUCACCUGUCCUUUAUGUCGGAAUGCACAACAAGCAGCUGUACAUCCAAGAAAGUGUUCUUCUGCAGAAUAAAAUACUUGAAAAUAUCAACAAACUAAACCAACUCAUGAUUGGGGAUGAAAAUCUUCCUAGCAUACCUUGGAAACCGAUUUAUGCUGGUGUACUUGGAAUAGAAGGCUCGACAGAUCCAAUUUUACAAAUAACAGAUGAAACUAGCCAUGCAUCAACCACAGGUCUGUCAGUGCUUUACGCUUCUGAAUAUGUAAACGGUCAUGGUUUUUUCCUUUAUGGGCCGGCAUACAAAAAAGAAGAUGCAAACAAUAUGUUGUGCAAUUCAGAAGAAAAAGUAAAUAUUACACUGGAGCUGGACAAGAAUCCAGAUGCAGAAGAUGCUGAAACGUUCAUCGAGGAAGAUGUUUAUAAAGAAACAGAGACCGAGACCCCUGUACAAGUCAUUAUAGUAUCAUUUUGGUACUGGUGGAAAGAAGUCAUGCUGACAAGUGUUUUAACAGCAAUAUUAGUUAACAUUAUCAUACAGAGGAGGUUCAUCAGUUUCUUAUUCCACGUCAGGCAGAAUGUUAUAAGACAAGAGAGCUCAGGAGAGACGCAAAACACGGAUGUGCAGAGUAUUGGGACUACUGUAGUGCCGAACCAAAUUCAUGAAUAUGUUUCAAGAUAUUUGACAGAUUUUGAACCUGUCCACUGCCUUGGGAAAGGUGGUUUUGGCAUAGUUUUCGAGGCCAAGAACAAGAUUGACGAUUGCCAUUAUGCCAUUAAACGAAUUCCUCUUUCUAACAAAGAGGAGUCGCAUGACAGAAUGAAAAGAGAAGUGAAAGCACUGGCCAAACUUGACCACCAGAACAUCGUACGAUACUUUAACUCGUGGGUCGAGGACCCGCCGCCCAACUGGCAGGAAACACAGGACAGGGAAUGGGCUCAUAAGUACAACAAUAGCAUGAAUGAAAUCGCUGUUGAUCUGAGUAGCCAGCUGACGCCAACGAGUGAGCAUGGCCCCUCACUCCGUAAGAGAAACAUAAUAAAGUCUCUCUGGGAAAAAGCAUCCAGCUUUUACACUAGCAAUGUGAAAAUAGAAAAUUCUUUUAUUAAAGUGAACAAACAAAGAAAGGUGGAAUAUACAACCUCUGGAUCUUCCAUUGUGUUUGAAAGAUCAAAAAAGGAUCAGAGUGAGUCUGUGAUAUUUGAAGAAGAGGAGGUAAAGGACAGCAAUAACGACUGUAGCGAAGAUGUGAGCAACAGCCGAUUUAAUGAUGAAAGUCGUUAUGACAACAGUUACCACAAACCAAAUCUGAAGAGGCCUAAAACAUUAGAUCUCCACAUCUCCGGUUCGACCAACUCCCCAAUGCAGAGCAAGGGGAAGAAGUACCUUUACAUACAGAUGCAGCUUUGCCGUAGGGACUCGCUGAAGGACUGGCUCAGUGCGAACCAACAGCGGGACACAAAUGAAGUGCUGAGGAUAUUCAAUCAAAUUGUCCAAGCUGUAGAGUACGUCCAUUUUCAAGGGCUAAUCCACCGAGACCUAAAGCCUUCAAACAUUUUCUUUUCCCUGGAUGGCCAAAUUAAAGUCGGGGAUUUCGGCCUGGUCACAGCGAUGGCAGACGAAGGAGAGGAAUUUUUGAGCCCUGUCUUGGGUAGGAAAGUGUCAAAUGAGAAACAUACUGCACGAGUAGGCACACAACUCUACAUGUCACCAGAACAAGUAUCUGGACAGCAGUACGAUUACAAAGUUGACAUCUACUCUCUCGGGGUAAUUUUGUUUGAGCUAUUGACAAAUUUCACAACCGAAAUGGAAAGAUGGAAGACGUUGGAACAGGUGCGAAAGCUCCAAUUCCCAUCAAAAUUCAAUGAUAAAUUUCCUCACGAGUAUGAACUCCUCUGUUUGAUGCUGUCCGAGAAUCCGAAAAAAAGGCCGACGACCAUUGGAGUGCGGGCGAGAGAACCGCUCAAGUCGCUGCAAUCCGAAAGCUCCAUAUCUGACGACUGGCACUUUCAGCUGCCGCAGAGGCAUCGCGACACUUCAUUCAGUCGAUCUUGCUCCGGUCAGGAAUAGUCAACUCUUUUUGUGUAAUUAUUUUAGUUAAGUUUAUUUAUAAGUUUAUAAAUGUAUUAGUAUCAUUACAUACAUUUUACCCCG
This is a messenger RNA of Cimex lectularius (bed bug), 3283 nucleotides long. It is a transcript of the gene PEK, whose product is annotated as eukaryotic translation initiation factor 2-alpha kinase. NCBI's taxonomy places the organism in Eukaryota, Metazoa, Arthropoda, Insecta, Hemiptera, Cimicidae. The record is from RefSeq and is a predicted model, not a curated record. The transcript is spliced from 14 exons. Gene Ontology annotation, molecular function: protein binding; ATP binding; protein kinase activity. Bases 269 to 3199 code for a protein of 976 amino acids. Gene Ontology annotation, biological process: protein phosphorylation.